UUGAAUUAAAACUUAGAAACUUUAGUCAAUAACUUUGUGUCUGUUUGGGAUUGUGACACUGAUGUCUCUGAGAGGUUGAGCUGGAGUCGUGGAGUUCUGGGUCCCCAAGGAAGAGGGGACAGGGGCCCCAGGCUUGUGGAUAGAAGCCCGGAGUGAGUGACAGAGGGAGAGACGGUCUGCUGCGGAAUGGCAUCGGGAACGCGCUAUGCCGGGAAGGUGGUCGUCGUGACAGGGGGCGGGCGCGGCAUCGGAGCAGGGAUAGUUAGAGCCUUCGCGGAAAGCGGCGCCCAAGUGGUUAUCUGUGACAAAGAUGAGUCCAGGGGUCAGGCUCUGGAGCAAGAGCUUCCUGGAACUGUCUUUCUCCUCUGUGAUGUGACUCAGGAGGAAGAUGUGAAGACGCUCAUUUCUGAGACUGUCCGCCGUUUUGGCCACCUGGAUUGUGUAGUCAACAACGCCGGCUACCAUCCACCUCCGCAGUGGCCCGAGGAGACCUCCGCCCAGGGCUUCCGGCAGCUGCUGGAGCUGAACCUGCUGGGCACAUACACCCUGACCAAGCUUGCCCUCCCUCACCUGCGGAAGAGCCGGGGGAAUGUCAUCAACAUCUCCAGUCUGGUCGGGGCAAUUGGCCAGUCCCAGGCAGUUCCCUAUGUGGCCACUAAGGGGGCAGUAACAGCCAUGACCAAAGCUUUGGCCCUGGAUGAGAGUCAAUAUGGCGUCCGUGUCAACUGCAUCUCCCCGGGAAACAUCUGGACCCCACUGUGGGAAGAUCUGGCAGCCUCAACACCUGAUCCCACUGCCACAAUCCGAGAGGGCACACUGGCCCAGCCCCUGGGCCGCAUGGGCCAGCCAGCUGAGGUGGGGGCUGCCGCUGUGUUCCUGGCCUCUGAAGCCACCUUUUGCACAGGGAUUGAGCUGCUGGUGACUGGGGGUGCUGAGCUGGGGUAUGGGUGCAAGGCAGGUCCGGGCACCCCAGUGGAGACCCCCACCAUACCUUCCUGAUCUCCCACAUUUCCACUUGGGCCUCCCUGACUAGGGCUCUCCCACCCCAAACACAGUGUCCCAAAUUCCAGCUUCUACAUUCUGCCUCUCAGGUACCGCCCCCAAUUGGAGACAUUAAACCACCUCACAGGUUCCCAAAAAGCACUUUGCAGUGGAGGAGGAGGGCAUCAUUACAUUUAUUUUCAGCCCUUUAUGAGUCCUACCACACCAGGACCCCAUCCCCCGCCUCCCCCUCAGCCCCACGCAUUCCCACGCGUGCCCUGGACCCGAGGGACUACAACUCCUGGCAGGCCUUGCAGAAAGAGCCUGUAUGUAGGCAGGGGCUCCUGGGAAAGGCAGUGCUGGUCGGCUUCACCUGCGCGCUAAUGAAAAGGUCCGCAGGGGAGAAUAAAUUAGACUCUAAUUAGAAGAUGAUGGAGGAGGUAAAGCAAAAGACCUCCUCUUUAUUUUUGGCCCCUAGGAGAGAGGAUUGUUGACCUUGCUACUUGCGGAGUUGGAGAGUGGCCAUCGCCAAAAGUCUUGAGGGAAGAGAAAGCUGGGGGUUGAAACUCCUGCGUAGGAGGGAGGAGGGGCUGGGGUCCGGAAAAACCUGGGUUUGGGGAAGGAGGGAAAACCAAGGGGUGUAGAUUCCCUGGCUGGGAAGGAUUGGAACCUAGACUCCACGAGGCGGGGCGACAGGCCCAGUCUUGGGUAAGUCCCCCAGGUGAGGAGGCGGAGCUGCAUUGCUGCUGCGGAUUGGCCGCGGCGGGGGUGUGCGGCAAUCUCUGAUUGGCCGCUGCGGAGGCUGGAGCGGUCUGGGCGCCGCACCCUAACGACUCCAGCCAAGGCGGUGGGGGAGGAGGACUGGGGAGAAGGGAAGAAAAACAGGGAGACAUCCUGCGGGGGAGGGUUGUGAAUCUGCCUGCCUGCCUGUGGCCCUUAGGGCUGGGGAACAGAAUUUGAGGACAAAAUGUCCCAGGGUAGCACAGUGACCUAGGACCCAGAGUUUAAGGAUACAGCAGGAACGAUAUUUUGGUGUCACAGUCACCCGGAUGGUGGAGUUGAGGGGCACAGUUACCGAGCACGAUAUAGGGGACACUGAUGCAGGUUUGAAUUGCUACAGAGAAGAGGGAUCCUGUGGGGCUGUGAUCGGCUAAUUUUGCCUCUGGGGAUCAUGAAGUUGGGGAGACACUCUUGAAGGGAAACAGGCUGUUUAUAGAAACUCAUUGAUGAAUUGCUGGAUUGGAAAUUUUCGGGCCUCACUGGUGAAAGGGGCUGGAAGGAGGCAUGGUGAACCGUGUGUGUGUUUAACUCUUAAAAAGUUACAAAGAAUGCACAUGUAUCUUCUCGUUGGAAAGAAAACCUAUAUUCAAACAGAGAAGUAUCCAAACAGUGAACCUCCCCCUUCAUCCCUACCUGCCACCCUCUUCAGAGUCCUUUCCCUGUUCCUGUGCAUUUUUACAUAAUACCUGUGCCCACCGACAUUUAUAGCAAGAAUUGUGAUAUGUAAAGAUUUCUGCUCCCUGCCUUUCCCUUCUCUUGCUCGGGCUGCUUAUCCUUGAUAGCGCUCCACAAUAGUGCUGAACCUAUUAAAAGGCAUUUUUUCAAA
Messenger RNA from Camelus dromedarius (Arabian camel), 2587 nucleotides. It is a transcript of the gene HSD17B14, whose product is annotated as hydroxysteroid 17-beta dehydrogenase 14. Gene Ontology annotation, molecular function: estradiol 17-beta-dehydrogenase [NAD(P)+] activity. The transcript has 10 exons. Gene Ontology annotation, cellular component: cytosol. Bases 187 to 999 code for a protein of 270 amino acids. Gene Ontology annotation, biological process: steroid catabolic process. The record is from RefSeq and is a predicted model, not a curated record. Lineage: Eukaryota; Metazoa; Chordata; Mammalia; Artiodactyla; Camelidae.